Telopea speciosissima is the source of this 1905-nucleotide messenger RNA. Its product is annotated as cytochrome P450 CYP82D47-like. Gene Ontology annotation, biological process: protein peptidyl-prolyl isomerization; defense response to other organism. The record is from RefSeq and is a predicted model, not a curated record. The transcript has 3 exons. Gene Ontology annotation, molecular function: monooxygenase activity; oxidoreductase activity, acting on paired donors, with incorporation or reduction of molecular oxygen; peptidyl-prolyl cis-trans isomerase activity. NCBI's taxonomy places the organism in Eukaryota, Viridiplantae, Streptophyta, Magnoliopsida, Proteales, Proteaceae. The coding region runs from base 1 to 1905 and encodes 634 amino acids.
AUGGAGCUCUACGCCGAUGUCAUCCCUCGCACUGCGGAGAACUUCCGUGCUCUUUGCACCGGAGAGAAGGGAUCUGGCCGGAGCAGCAAGGCCCUGCACUUCAAGGGAUCGUCCUUCCACCGCGUGAUCCUAGGAUGCAUGUGUAAGGGUGGUGAUUUCACUGCCGAAAAUGGUACUGGUGGCGAGUCGAUCUACGGAUCCAAGUUCGCCGACAAGAACUUCGUCAAGAAACACACUGGAGCUGAUUACAAUAAUGGAACUGCUUAUAAUCCCAUCUCAGGCAAUAGGAACAUUUGUAGCCUUAAUCUUGGUGAUCUAUUAUUGCCUGUGCAGAAACAAAACCGGCAAGGGAAAGGGCAGGGAAGGGAAACCCCAACACCAUCUGGUGCCUUGCCAAUUAUUGGUCAUCUCCAUUUACUUGGGGGAGAAAAUAAUCUUCCACGAAAGCUUGGAGCUAUGGCCGAGAAGUAUGGCCCAGCCAUCAUGCUCAAACUCGGCGUACAUCGGUCGUUGAUUGUGAGCAGUGCAGAGCUGAUCAAGGACUGCUUCACUACCAACGACAGGGUUUUAGCUACACGCCCUCAUUCCGCUGCAGGCAAAUACUUCUUCCACUAUGCUGUAUUUGCGCUAUCACCUUAUGGGUCAUAUUGGCGUGAGAUUCGUAAGAUGUCCACUCUUGAGCUACUUUCCAAAACUCGACUUGACAAGCUCAGGCAUGUUAGGAUCUCUGAAUUAGAUAUAUCCAUCAAAGAAUUAUACUCAAUUUGGGCCCUCAAAGGCAACAACAGUGACCGACCACCUAUAAAGGUGGACAUGAAGCAAUGGUUCGAACACCUUACUUUUAAUGUCAUCACCAAACUGAUUGCUGGGAAACGUAUUUAUGGCAACAAUAAUAUUGGUGCUACUGGAAAUCAUGAGGUUGAAGAGGCCGAAAGAUUUCGGAAAGCAAUGGCUCAAGCGUUGUAUAUAAUUGGGGUGUUUAUUGCAUCCGAUGCAAUACCCUAUUGCGAAUGGUUGGACUUGGGAGGACAUUUGAGAACCAUGAAGUCUACUAUUAAGGAAUUAGACUCUAUAAUUGGAAAUUGGGUGGAUGAACAUCUUCGUCGUCGACGCAGGAUCAUUAAGACACCAUCAUCGACGUCAUCAUCAUCGUCGUCUCGAGAUGAAGAAGAAGACGAAGGUCAGCUGGACUUCAUUGAUGUGAUGCUAUCCGUCAUUCCUGAGGAAAAUUUGAUGUAUAGUUAUGACCGUGAUACUGUCAUCAAGGCAACUGUAGUGCAACUCAUCGCAGGUGGCUACGAAACCACCUACCUCACCCUGACAUGGGCACUUUCUUUGCUACUCAACAAUCGCCAAGUGCUGAAAAGGGCCCAAGAAGAGCUGGACGUCCAUGUGGGUAGAGAGAGACACGUUGAAGAAUCAGACAUCAAGAACCUAGUGUACCUCCAAGCCAUUGUAAAAGAAACGUUGCGGCUAUACCCACCUUUACCUUUAUCAGUACCACACGAAGCCAUGGAAGACUGUCAAAUGGGGGGCUAUGAUGUCCCCAAGGGCACACGUGUGCUUGUUAAUAUGUGGAAGCUUCAUCGGGACCCUCAAGUGUGGGGAUCAGACCCUCAUGAAUUCAAACCAGAGAGGUUUCUCACUACACAUUCACAUGUAGACUUUAUGGGUCAGAAUUUUGAGUUCAUCCCUUUUGGAUCGGGCAUACGAUCAUGCCCAGGUAUCGCAUUUGCCAAGCAAAUCUUGCACUUGACUCUUGCUCGCCUGCUUCAAGGAUUCAAUUUUGAAACCCCUUCACAGGAACCAGUAGACAUGACUGAAGGCUUGGGCAUCACCAUGCCCAAAGCAACCCCACUACACAUCCUUCUCACCCCACGCCUUCCAUCUAAGCUUUAUAUAUGA